UCAUCACUAAUUUGCGCGCGAAAUACUUCAAUAACAAUGGAUGCAGAUUUACUGCCACUGAGGAAACGAAUAACAAACACCUUUAAGCUAUGUGGCUUUAUGAUUCGCUCCGAGAACAGUUCCUACCUGGCCGAGCAGCUGCUGCCCUUCGACUCCGCCGAACGGGACAAGUGGCUAACGGUGAUCACCGAAAAUUUGCAGAGCCAGAAGCUACUGACGCCUCAUGUCGAACGAGCCGCUUUGGAAAAGGCCAUCAAUGAACUUAACAGGGUGGGAUUGGAUGAAGGCGAGACGGUUUUCACCUUAAUAAAUGCUUUUACAGUACCCCGUUUUCGGUACAAUCAGCGGGUUAAGAAGUUCGAAUUGGACACUCAGCCUCGCCAGUUGCUGACCGCUCCUCGCAUGAAAUCAGACUACAUGCAGCAACGUUAUGCCAUGUUACUCCAGAAAACACUGCGGCAUGAUUUGUUUGCUCCCGCUGUUAUCCAGGAUGGUGUUGGAGCUGAGGCACAGGCCAAGAAAUUCAAGCUUCAAUUUGCGGAGAACCUUCUGGCCACCUCCACGAUGAAGGAGGCCGUCGUCUUGGGGCUGCUUACCCAGCUGAAGGAAGGCAAGUUCUAUGUAGAGGAUCCCACUGGUUGUGUCCACUUGGAUCUCACUGGAGCCCGUUUUCAUGCAGGGUUCUUCUGCGAGGGGUGCUUUGUUUUAGCAGAGGGAAACUACAAUAACGGUGUGCUUAAGGUUGAUGGCUUAGGUUUUCCACCAGCAGAACCAGCGACCAGCAGUCGUGCCUUUUUCGGUACCGCCAACACCUGGGGCGGUGAGUCCGCCAAAUUGCUGAAGUACUCUCCUCGCCUGCAAGAACUGGAGCGUACCAAUACGGAAACUACUAUAGUAUUCCUAUCCGAUGUACGGUUGGAUCUGCCCGUGGUUAUGGACAAGCUGCGUCAGCUUUUUGUGGGCUACGACUCCUGCCCGCCACAGGCUAUAGUGCUUAUGGGUCCUUUCACGGCCAGCACAAGGAAUCAUCAUGAGCUUAGGCAUCACCUGGAUGCGUUGGGUGGCUUGGCCGCUGGCUGCGAGCAGCUGAAGAAGCAAACAGAUCUGAUACUCGUUCCCUCAUCCGAAGAUCCUACGGCGCCGAAUAUUUUGCCACGUGCUCCUAUUCCUGAGUGUCUGGCAGCUGGACUGCUGAAGACAUGGCCACGCACGCAACUGGCCACGAAUCCCUGUCGUCUGCAGUACUGCACCCAGCAAAUAGUAGUUUGCCGACUGGACUUGAUGGCCAAGUUUUGCCGAAAUACGUUGCAUUUCCCGGAGGACACAUCACAGAUCGAGCAGCAUUUUGCCAGAACAAUUGUGUGCCAGGGUCAUUUGGUACCCAUUCAUCCGAUUGCUAUGCCCGUGCACUGGGAUUACGAUCCAGCAUUGUGGCUGUAUCCACUGCCAGAUCUGAUUGUCAUGGGUGACUCCUGCCAGAGUUUCAGUAGCAGUCAACACGGCUGCACUGUCCUCAAUACCGGAUCCUUUGUCAAGUCAAAGUUUGCUUUCAAAGUGUAUAUACCUGCCACACGAACGAUUGAGGACUCUGAGAUACCGGAUGACGUGGAGUAGUUAUCAUAUAGGUAAUUAACUAUAACUUUAUUAUUAAUUAUUAUUUGUAUCUUUAUUGCGCUUGUCGUGUAUUAUAUUUUAUUGGGUAAUAUGAUAAAAAAUUUUGACGUAUGUGUUCUAAAAACGUGGCAGUCAAAAUUUGUUUGAAGUAAUUUCUUAUUCAGAUGUUUUUUAUGACUUAUAAUUAUAUUGUGAAAUGUUAGCGUAGAAACUACUCUUCCAGAUUUAUUCAAAAAUUCGUAUUGAGAAAGUCUCGCCCGGGACCAUCUACAACUUAACAUAUUAUAUGAUUUUAAGCCUACCGAAUACUUUGUAAAAGCCUAGCUAUUUAAUGAUUUGAAUAUAAACAUGUUUCGGGGCUUA
Messenger RNA from Drosophila eugracilis, 1977 nucleotides. It is a transcript of the gene DNApol-epsilon58, whose product is annotated as DNA polymerase epsilon subunit 2. Gene Ontology annotation, biological process: error-prone translesion synthesis; DNA-templated DNA replication. Gene Ontology annotation, cellular component: epsilon DNA polymerase complex. Gene Ontology annotation, molecular function: DNA binding. The record is from RefSeq and is a predicted model, not a curated record. Bases 37 to 1614 code for a protein of 525 amino acids. Lineage: Eukaryota; Metazoa; Arthropoda; Insecta; Diptera; Drosophilidae. The transcript has 2 exons.